Molecule: messenger RNA, 1644 nt
Organism: Alternaria incomplexa
Lineage: Eukaryota; Fungi; Ascomycota; Dothideomycetes; Pleosporales; Pleosporaceae
Exons: 4
Coding region: 1-1644 (547 amino acids)
Biological process (GO): amino acid transmembrane transport
Cellular component (GO): endoplasmic reticulum
Molecular function (GO): amino acid transmembrane transporter activity
Source: RefSeq, a predicted model, not a curated record
AUGAGCGAAAGCCAGAAGCUCCUGCAUGAGCAUCCUUCCGACAGCGACUCAGAACCCGAACACGAGCGCAAAGCAAGUCCGCGACACCUGUCUCCAUCGCCCUCGUCAUCGCGAACCACCUCCGUGUCUCCAGCACCACCCGGGUCACGCCCGAAUGGCAACAUUAAGCGGCAGUCGUCGUUCGCACAAGCUCGGCCUGAUGGCGCACCGAGAACGCCCAAUCGGGUGCGCUUCGAGGAACCCAGGAGGAGCAUGAAUGGAGACAACAAUGGCGGCGACUGGCUCGAGCUGGAUGGGGACGACUACUUGGAUGGCGGCGAUGGGCGAGAAAGAACGCAGCGACUUCCUCUACUUACUGGAAUCGAGGCGCCGAGUGUCACAGUCGCCGAAGAAUCCUUCAACCCGGAAGACCAUCUCGAGAAUGCGCGACCACGGAGCGGAAUGCGGAGCGCGUUCAUGAACAUGGCAAACAGUAUAAUAGGAGCUGGUAUCAUCGGGCAACCAUACGCUGUUCGCAACGCAGGCCUCGUGACAGGCACCGCCCUCCUCAUCGGCCUCACCAUCGUGGUAGACUGGACCAUACGACUCAUCGUCAUAAAUUCCAAGCUCAGCGGCACCGACUCGUUUCAAGCCACGGUGCAACACUGUUUCGGCAAAUCAGGGUUGAUAGCGAUAUCCCUCGCGCAAUGGCUCUUCGCUUUUGGUGGCAUGGUCGCGUUCUGCGUCGUAGUCGGAGAUACAAUACCAAGGGUCUUGGAUUCGAUGUUUCCCGCUUUGGCAGAUAUGCCGUUUCUCUGGCUAUUAACUAACCGACGGGCCAUCAUGAUCCUGCUCAUUCUUGGCAUAUCCUUUCCCCUCUCGCUAUACCGGGAUAUAUCGAAGCUUGCCAAAGCCAGCGGCCUGGCACUGGUCAGUAUGACCAUCAUCAUAGUGACCGUAGUCACGCAAGCUUUCCGCGUACCCGCCGAACUGAAGGGCCAACUCCGCGGCAACCUCAUCAUCCGCCCUGGCAUCUUCGAAGCAAUUGGCGUAAUUGCUUUCGCCUUCGUCUGCCACCACAACAGCCUCCUCAUCUACGGCUCCCUCCGCAAACCUACGAUCGAUCGAUUUACACGUGUUACACACUACAGCACCAGUAUAUCUUUAGUCGCAUGUCUUGUCAUGGCUCUAACAGGCUACUUGACCUUCGGAGACAAAACCCUCGGCAACGUGCUGAAUAACUUCCCGAAUGAUAACCUCAUGGUCAAUAUUGCGCGACUGUGUUUCGGCCUCAACAUGCUUACUACGCUUCCGCUCGAAGCCUUUGUAUGUCGAGAAGUCAUGACCAACUAUUGGUUCCCCGACGAGCCGUACCACCCGAACCGCCAUCUUAUCUUCACGACCUCGCUCGUCGUCUCCGCCCUCACUCUCUCCCUCCUCACCUGCGAUCUCGGUAUAGUGUUCGAGUUGUUCGGCGCAACAUCUGCAUGCGCAUUAGCCUUCAUCCUGCCGCCUCUUUGCUACAUGAAGCUGAGCCAAAGAAGCUGGAAGACGUACUUGGCUGGGGCUGUUGCGGCAUUUGGAGGUAUCGUUAUGGUCAUCAGCAUCAUCAAGACGACGAGCAAAACGAUGAUGGGUAACAGUGAAGGGGCUAAAUGUAGUUGA